UCUCACUUGAACGACUACCUAGCUCCAUUGGAAGUUUGGUGGUCUUAGAGGAGCUCAUACUUGAUCAUUGCACUUUAUUAAGGGAAAUGCCAGAUGAUUUCGAAGGACUCAAGUGCCUACGUCGCCUAUCUUUGCAAGAUUGUUUCUCACUUCCAUUCCUACCUGGUUCCAUUGGAAGGUCUGUAACAACACUACCAGAUGAGCUAGACUACUUAGAGUGCCUAAUUAACCCUUGGCAAUUGAAGUCUGUGUCCGAUCUUUCAAACUCAACAGCGUUGGAGGAGCUGAAUGUAGGAAACUGCCGGAAUCUCGCCACAAUCCCUGGCUUGCAGAAUUUGAGAUCACUAAAACUCCUAUACAUGAACGGCUGUUGGGAUCUUGAUGUCCAUAAGAUUUGGUCCCAGUUGAAGGAAGCAGCCUUUGAUGAUCUCCAGGCAUUUAGCAUCGGUUCGGCAGCAAGCAGAUCGGACGGGGACUGUGUGGAUCCAAUAUCUCUUCCGUUUCCGAGGGGAGGGUGCAUGAGGAACGAGCACCUGCAACUUGAAAAAAUGGACGUUUUUGUUUGGAAAAAUUUAGAGUCUGAAACAAUGUAUCUUGGGGACAGAGUCCAAGAAGACGAUAGCGUGCUAAAUGUUGGUGUAGCUGUAGGGUCAUGUCUCUUUCCAGCUGCUCGGCCCCAGAUGGCCCUACGAUUAAGGGCCUCACAGUUAAGGGAGGACUCUCAAGGCCGUUAUCGUAAGCGCUCGUACACAGUCAGGUUCGGGAAGGGCGAUGAGAUAAAUAGGCGCUUGAGGGUGGAGGCAACAAGUGUCCCAAUCCUACACAUAUCUUGCCAAGACCGAACGGUCCUUGUGAUGGAAGCUGCAGUAUGGAUUCACACUUGAAUCUGUUGUAUCCUUUAAAUAUUUACUCUCUUUUUUUUAAUGACACCGAGUAGAAGCGCCUGCCAGUUUUGAUGGCACCAAAAGUUCCAUAAUGUUACUAGUUCCUUUCCAUCACCAUCAUAUACAUCUUAUUUUUUCUCUUAUUUGAUUGAUGACCUGAAAUCAAGAAUAUCCUUACGACAUUACAACUUAGGUUCCACCAGCUGAUGCCUCUAGACUCCUAGGUUGCAUUUUUUAUAGACUUUGUUCUGAGUUCAGAGACCGAUUUUUAGAAACCGUUCAUACACAGCCACGUUGUGGAAGGAUCGUUUAUACGCACCAUGUUUGGGAAGGACAGUUAUUGGCGUUCACACACAGGCAGGUUUGGGAAGGACGAUGAGAUAAAUAAGCGCUUGAGGGGAGAGGCAACAAGUGCCACUGUGUUCGGCUUACACAUAUCUUGCCAUGACCCAACGUUCUGGAUGGUGCAAGCAAACAUAUCUUUUCGCACUUGAACUUGUUCCUUGUAUUAUUUAAAUAUUACCAUUUUUUUUUAAUGACACUGUGUUCGGCUUA
This is a messenger RNA of Nymphaea colorata (pocket water lily), 1439 nucleotides long. RefSeq lists its product as uncharacterized. Lineage: Eukaryota; Viridiplantae; Streptophyta; Magnoliopsida; Nymphaeales; Nymphaeaceae. The record is from RefSeq and is a predicted model, not a curated record. The transcript is spliced from 2 exons. The coding region runs from base 87 to 884 and encodes 265 amino acids.